This is a messenger RNA of Melitaea cinxia (Glanville fritillary), 2368 nucleotides long. RefSeq lists its product as uncharacterized. The record is from RefSeq and is a predicted model, not a curated record. Bases 1 to 2316 code for a protein of 771 amino acids. Lineage: Eukaryota; Metazoa; Arthropoda; Insecta; Lepidoptera; Nymphalidae. Gene Ontology annotation, molecular function: monocarboxylic acid transmembrane transporter activity. The transcript is spliced from 5 exons. Gene Ontology annotation, biological process: transmembrane transport; monocarboxylic acid transport.
AUGGUCGGCAACGAAACGUACAAGUCGAAGGACAACUUCAGUAACUGCGCGCAAGCAGAACUCGGCCAAGACUUAAGAGAUGCUAGCAAAAUAAACUCACGUAAUUUGCAAAACAACAACGGUAACUCUUCGGUAGUUCCGCGUUUUACCAAGGAAGACUCGCCUCCGGGAGAUCGAGUCAAAUUUGAAGGGUUAGAGGGCAUUGAUAGUAUAUUUUCAGAAAAGCACAAUGACAAACUACCACCUAUCCCUGACGGAGGAUGGGGGUGGAUGGUUGUCUUUGCCGCAUUCCUAACAGCAGCAUGUGCAGACGGCUUAACGUACUCAUUUGGUAUUCUUCAUGAAGAGUUCACAAACUAUUUCGAACAAUCCCAGUCUAAGACCUCCCUGAUUGGGAGCUUAUUCAUAUCAACACCACUAAUAUCUGGACCAAUAAUGAGCGCUCUAGUUGACAGGUACGGCUGCAGGACCAUGACAAUGAUUGCCGCUGUUCUAUCAACAAUGGGUUUCUUACUGGCCGCUGUUAGCAAUUCAGUAGAAAUGCUGUGUUUAACCCUUGGUUUUUUUUGUGGUACAACGAUGGGAAUUUUUUACAUUACUGCCGUAGUACCAGUCGCAUUCUGGUUUGAUAAAAGGAGAACUCUUGCAGUAUCUAUAGCUUCAUGUGGUGUUGGAGUUGGAACUCUGAUAUACUCACCACUAACCGACUUUCUUCUACAGCAUUACGAUUGGAGAAAUACUCUUGUUUUAUUGGGUGGUGCCGUUUUAAACAUAUGCGUCUGUGGAGCUCUGAUGAGAGAUCCAGAUUGGAUGAUAAUCAAAGAAUUAAGAGAAAAGAAGGAAGCUAAGGCAAAAUCAAGAAAAUCUUCGAGUGCUGGAUCUAUUUCGUUAAGAUCAACCGGUGGUGACUCUAUGUAUUUAAGCGCUGAUGAAAUAAAUGCGUUAUUAAAAAGUGGUAGAAGUCCAGAAUAUAUUUUGGCCACACUAGCAACUUCUUUGGCAGAGGCUGAGCAGUUAGAGGCGACAACACAGAUGAAUGUUGAGCAGUCAAACAAAAGAUCUCAUUCUGUUAUACAAGUUCCUACUUUCGUCCAAAAACGCGAAGAGGUACCAGUGGAGGUGAUAGAAAGACUGUUGACUAAUAAACAUUUGUACAAUAUAAUUCUACAAAACUAUCCCGAUUUACUCACAAGGAGACAUUCGGAAGUCAAUUUCAACUUGGAACCAUCGAUAGCUAACAAACUGACGGAACCAAAGAAAAUGAACUUAACUCUGAUGGCUAAGAAAUCGAAAACAGAAACUGAACAAACAAAGACAGAUAAAAAAGAGAAGAUUAAAGAAACGCCUAAUAAUGAAAUAACAAAUAACGUAGUAGCCGAUACAACGGAUCUCAAAGCAAAAGAGCAGAAACCUAUACCGAACCCAGGCAAACCAAUAGAACAGCCUGGAUGGCUUUCAAGACAACUGAACAUUGACCACCAUUACUUAAGAGAUAUGACGUUAUAUAAAAACACCAUCAUGUAUCGUGGGGCGAUGUUGAACAUACCAAGAUAUAAACUCCGAGCUUCAUCGUUACCAGACAUUUACAAAAAUUCAACAUGGUCUUUGUGGUCUAGUUCAGAUGAUUAUAAGAAAUGGUACGACAAAAUUAUAGAUGGCUUCAAAUCGACCUUCGACUUCAAAAUGUUUACGGAAUUUCAUUUCCUCAUUUUCAACUUCGCGAGUCUUAUUCUUGCUGUGUGGGCCAUGAUCCCUUACUUCUUCCUCAAAUCUUAUAUGACAGCUAUGAAUAUGGAAGGUGGAGCGACCAUGAUCAGCAUCAUUGGAAUCGCAAGUGGAAUCGGCAUUGUGGGCUUAGGAUGGUUCGGUGACCAACCCUGGUUUAACGUGACCAAAGCAUACGCCGUAUGCCUCGUCAUCUGCGGUUUAUCCAUCGGCGUUUAUCCUCUAUUCAUUGAGAACUACUGGGCUGUGGCGGUCAUUUCAACAAUCUUUGGCGUUUCCUACGCAAGUUCGUAUUCAUAUACUCCAGCAAUAUUGAUAAAAUUGGUGCCUAUCGACUAUUUCACACUUGGCUAUGGACUUAUCUUACUAAGUCAAGGAAUCGGUCAUCUGAUUGGUCCACCCCUUGGGGGCCUCCUUUUUGAUACAACGAUGACUUGGAACUUAACAUUUUACGUCGGCGGUGUAUGGGUGAUGAUCAGCGGUGUGUGUGUCGGUAUAAUACCGUACACGAGGAACGUGCGUCUGUGUGGGUCGGCCCCAUUGCUAAAUAAACUUGAAGAAGCACAGAGUAAAAAGUCUGUUAAUGUUUAACCAAAGAUAAUAAAGAGAUAAGAAAUAUGUAAAUAAAUACUUUGUUAAUGUG